This is a messenger RNA of Helicoverpa zea (corn earworm), 5541 nucleotides long. RefSeq lists its product as uncharacterized. Gene Ontology annotation, molecular function: nucleic acid binding. Gene Ontology annotation, biological process: DNA integration. The coding region runs from base 575 to 1726 and encodes 383 amino acids. The transcript has 3 exons. Lineage: Eukaryota; Metazoa; Arthropoda; Insecta; Lepidoptera; Noctuidae. The record is from RefSeq and is a predicted model, not a curated record.
UUUGGUGAGCAUUGAGCAAGCAAACGGGCUCGCGAUUUCCUGUGAGACUGGUCGUCGCUACAAAAUCGCAAUACCUAUACGAUUCGACGGCCACAAUUACAAGAUCCACAGGAGGAAGCCCAGCAUCAGCAUCGAUCUAAAAUUCGAUUUCACCGUCGUCGCCGGAGUCACCUCUGCAGGUGCGAAGAGUACACUUGGCAGCAAGAUAGGGUGUUCCGCGAGAGCAAGCGAGACGGAGCACAUCGAAAUUCGAAAGAUUCGCAUUUCAUCGCACGCCCGCACGCAACAAUAGGAAUAGGACAAUCGUACGGGCGCGAAAGAGACAGCAAGUGACGCCGCAAAACUUCACAGCAGCAACAGGCGAGCUCGCGCAACCGCCAUUUUGUUGGGAAGAAUUGGAUCGCCGUCGCCGAUCAAUACUGUAUAAAAAAUAUUACAAUACUGUGUAAAAGUGUUUAAUAUAACAGUGAAUCUUGUAAUACAUAGUUAAUAGUGUUCCUGUAAAGUUAUUAUUAAGUUAUUAACGUAAAGUACAGGUAAUAUUUGUUUUAAGAAUCGACAAGUUUAGCGAACAAUGGAAGACCUAAAGAAAAAAGUCGCCGCACGCGGUUAUGUGAAAGGUACUAUGACUAGAUUAUUUAAUUUCGUGAACAUUGCCAAUUUAGACGAUAUUUCCAUUAAUGACCUAUGCACAAAACGUGAUAGGCUCAAUGUGGCUUUUAAAGAAUACGAAGCCCUAUGUAAAGAUAUUCUCGGUCUUGACUCCGCCGACGAGGAGGAUGUGGAGUCGGUGGAGGACAAUUAUUUUAAAACUUUAUCAGCCUUUGACAAACGCAUCAAGCCUCUUGAUUCAAACCCUUCAGGCUCUUCCACUCAUGAAAAAACACAUAAAACUAAAUUACCACCUAUAUCCAUAAAACCCUUUGAGGGCACAUACACAGAAUAUGUUCCAUUUAUCAAUUUAUUUAAUUCAUUAAUUCAUAAUGACAAAAGCCUAGACAAUAUACAAAAAUUCUAUUAUUUAAGAACAUUGUUAAAGGGUGAGCCAUUCGAUUUAGUCAAAAACUUGCCGGUUGAAGCUCUCAGUUAUGAUGCAGCUUUAAAUUUACUAAAAAAUAGAUAUGAAAAUAAAUAUAGAAUAAUCUCUGAGCACAUUUGCAAGCUAUUAGACUUAAAACAAAUAGUAAAAUCAACAGCAGUCUCACUCAGAGAAUUUAUUUCAACAGUUAGGCAGCAAAUAGCUGCCAUCAAAUAUCAAGAACCUAAUGUUAUAUACUGGGAUGCUAUAUUGUUGUGUAUUCUCUCUCGCAAACUAGACAGUUACACUGCGAAGGCCUACCAACUUGACCGGGAUAUGAAUGCUAAGCCGCAAUUGGAGGAUUUUCUCAAUUACAUUGAGAACCGAGCCAACGCACUGGAGAAUGUCGAGCAGGGACAUCAACCCCAUCCUGGUAAUAGUAGCAGUAAGGUAGCAGCAGUCGCCACUACAGGAGCAACAUGCACUUACUGUCAGCAUGGUGGCAAAUGCAGGUUUCACUUCCGGUGCUCAGAGUGCAAGAAGCCUCAUAACACUCUGCUUCACUGCAAUUUAAGUGAAACCCCACCAGCUGUCACCUUAUCAAACGCUAUUGCCCAACGAGCAGUGCAUGACCAUCAGCCUGCCCAGCCACAGCAACCAGUCAUCAGCUGUGCCCCGGAGUGCUGCUCAUCCACCACAACAGCCUAGUAGCACACAGCUACACGUCUUCAACACAUACUUCGGGCACAUUGUAGGAGGGAAUCUGCCACCUAAGGUAUCUCAACAAACAUGUAAUAGUGUAGUUUUGAAAUGUGAAUUAGGUCUCAAUGAGACACUUGCCAAGUUUUGGACAAAUGAAAAAGUUCCAGAGAGAUUUGUUGAACAAACAUCUGAGCAAGAACUUUGUGAAAAAAUCUUUCAAAGUUCAGUUAAAUUAGUUAAUAACCAGUUUGAAGUUCCUAUACCUUUAAAAAUACCUUUGUCAGAUGUAAACGAUACUCUUGGUGAGUCUUUUCACUUAGCAUUAAAAAGGUUUUUGAAUUUGGAAAAGAGAUUGCAUAGUAAUCCUGAUUUAUUCAUGCAAUAUCAAAAUUUCAUUCAUGAAUAUCUAUCUCUUGGUCAUGGUCAUUAUGUUGAUAUAGAAUUGUAUGAUUUAUGUAAGCAUGCAGUAUAUUUUUUGCCACACCAUGCGGUUAUUAAUAACAAUAGCAAAACUACAAAGCUUCGCACAGUGUUUGAUGGCUCAAUGAAAACAAACAAAAAAGUUUCUUUGAAUGAUUUACAACUUAAUGGGCCAGUGGUUCAAAAGGAAUUAUUUGAUAUCAUUUUAUUAUUUCGUUUAGGUAGAUACACAUUUACUACAGAUAUAAGGCGUAUGUUUAGAAAUAUUAAAAUAGACCCUCAAUACACUUCCCUUCAAAAUAUUUUGUGGAGGGACAAUCCGGACGAGCCAGUUAAGUGUAUUAGAUUAGACACAGUUACAUAUGGCUUGAAAAGUUCAAGUUACUUAGCAACUCGUUGUAUAGAUGAGCUAGCAAAUAAAUAUGAAAAGUUAUACCCACUAGCUUCAUCCAUUAUCAAAAAUAAUCAGUAUGUUGAUGAUAUUAUAUAUAGUAAUAAUAAUUUAGAAACCACUGUCAGUGCCAGAGACCAACUUCGUGAUUUGCUUAAAUUAGGUAGUUUUAACGCUCAUAAAUGGUCAUCAAAUAAUGAAAAUGUGUUAAGUACUAUACCAUCAAACGAAAGACAUUUUGAUAGUUUAGAAUUGCAAAAAGAUAAUUAUUAUAUGAAAGCCCUAGGACUUCAAAUAAAUGUAAAGGAUGAUCACUUUAUAAUCUCUACUCCAGAACCAUUUGAUACAAAAAAGGUUACAAAAAGGAGCAUACUUAGUUAUAUAGGUAGAUUCUAUGACCCAAUGGGAUUUGUGAGCCCAAUUGUGGUCACAGCAAAGGCCAUAAUGCAAAAAUUAUGGUUACUGAACACAGGUUGGAAUGACAGUCCGCCUGCAAAUGUUCAGCAAGAAUGGUUUAAUUAUACCAAUAAUUUAGCUGCAAUGCAGCCUAUCCUAUUAGAUAGGAAUAUUAGUGUUUCAGAAGGAGACUCGGCAGAUUUAAUCGGCUUUGCUGACGCUUCGAGUAAGACAGCCUACGGAUGCUGUGUGUACCUGCGAGUCACAGACCAAACAGGUACAACGAAAUUGCAUCUACUUUGUUCGAAGUCGCGAAUCAAUCCUAUCCAAAAGAAAGGCAUGACUGUGCCAAGGCUUGAAUUGAAUGCUGCACUCUUGCUAUCAAAAUUGGUUUUGAGGACUCAUGAUACACUCAGAGUCAAAAUUAACAUCAGGCAUGUUUGUUUAUUCAGCGACUCGCAAAUCGUUCUUGCAUGGCUAAACACUGAGCUAACAAAACUUCAAGCUUACGUAUCGAACAGAGUAAGUGUAAUUCGUCAAAACACAUCUGGAUACAGUUGGCAUUAUGUCAAUACGCAUGACAAUCCUGCUGAUCUCAUUAGCCGAGGCGUCAACCCGAAUGAGCUGAGUAGCUGCGAUAUUUGGUGGAAUGGCCCUAAGUUCCUGCAAAACAGUGAGUACAAGUUUGCUGCUUAUAGCUCACCAGCUGAGUCACUCACAGAGGAGCGCUGCUUAGCUCCUUCCAGCAACUUGGUGUGCCAAAAUCCCAAUCCGCUUGACUAUGUGUUCAAGCGCUUGCAUAAUUACUCUAAUAUAAAUAAAAUAGUAAGGCUAUUAGCAUACAUAUUGCGAUUUUUAAACAAUAUUAACAAAAAUAAUUCUAAAAUAAAUACAAACUAUCUGCAAAGUUCUGAGUUAGAUAAUGCAUUAAUGUUACUUAUUAAAUAUGAACAAAGUAUAUAUUUUAAAUCUGAAAUCAAAGCAAUAAGCAAUAAUAAGAGCUUGAAGGGGAAUCUAGUUGAGUUGCAUCCCUUUCUUGACAAUAGGGGUCUAUUGCGCGUUGGUGGCAGGCUGCAUUAUGCUAAUAUAGCUUAUUCACAAAAACAUCCUGUCAUACUACCUAAGGGCUCUUCAAUUACUAGCUUGCUUAUAAGGUGUGAACAUGAAAGGCUACUGCACGCAGGGCCUAAGCUUUUACUCUCGCAUCUCAAUCAAAGGUUUUGGAUUGUUAAUGGCUUAUUAGAAGUUAAGAAAGUAACUCACAAAUGUAUUGUAUGUUUCAGACAAAAGGCCUUAGCAGCCAAGCAACUGAUGGGCUCCUUGCCGGCUGCACGUGUAACAGCCACCAGCAGGCCAUUUGAGAAAGUCGGCGUGGAUUUCGCUGGGCCAAUUGAUGUGAAACUCUCUCGCGUAAGACGAUCUUUAAUAGGUAAAGGGUAUAUCUGUGUAUUCGUAUGUUUCGCGACAAAAGCAGUUCACUUAGAACUUGCAUCAGAUUUGACCACGGAAACCUUUCUUGCGUGCUUAAGGAGAUUUAUCUCCAGACGAGGUUUGCCCACCGAAAUUCACUGCGACAAUGCAAGUACUUUUAAAAGUGCAAGGAGUCAAUUAGUUGAGCUCUACAAGCUGCAAGCUUCGCAGAGCCACCAAAUGCAGGUUCAAAGAUUUACCGCCGAGCGUGGGAUACAAUUUCACUUUAUACCAUGUUACUCACCUACAUUUGGCGGGCUCUGGGAAGCGGCAGUUAAGAGCACGAAGUUUCACUUAAAAAGAAUAUUACAAAAAACCGUUCUAACUUAUGAACAGCUUAAUACUGUAUUAACUGAAAUCGAAGCAGUGCUUAAUUCUAGGCCACUCUUACCUUUAUCUUCAAACUCUGAUGAUUAUUGUUAUUUAACACCUGGUCACUUUAUUAUAGGUAGUGCUUUGUCAAUGUAUCCUGAAAUAAAUGUAUGCAACGUUCCACAAAAUAGACUUAAGUUUUGGCAACUAUGUAAUUCUUUAAAACAAUCCUUUUGGAAAGUGUGGCACCAAUGUUAUUUAAAUUUAUUACAAAACAGGCCUAAGUGGCGUGAUACAGUUUGUAAUGUUAAGUUAGGCAACUUAGUUAUUUUAAAAGAGGACAAUAUUCCUCCUAUGUCAUGGCCAAUGGCACGAAUUGUUAAAUUAUUUCCAGGACAUGAUGGAAAAAUUAGGGCAGUUGAUGUUAGGACACCAAAUGGGAAAACCCAUACCCGUGCCAUCAAUAAAAUUUGUUUACUGCCAAUAGAAUAUGAUGAUAGUACUUAAGAAAUUGUAUUAAUGUUUAAUAAUAAGUCAUAUUUGUAAAACCAUAUAAGUUAUAGUUUUUUACUCUUAUGUAGUGUAAAACAUAAUUGUAAGUUAUUGUAUAAGUAAUAAAUAGAUAAAUACAUAGCAUAAAUAAUAAUGUAACCUUCACUCUAGUUUCUUUUGAUUUAUUUCAAAUAAUUGUUAUUUGUGUUUUCUGUGAGGCCGCAGCAUGUUGGAUUUUAUAAAUUGCAACAUUAACUUAAUUUUUAUUAUAUUUUUGUACUGUGGCAACUUUUCUCUCUCUUGCUCUGCGACAAGGACCGAAUAGACGUAUGUAAUUAUU